AGACCCCCCGAACCCGACGGCAUAGGUGCCGCCGAGCAGAAAAAGCAAAAGGCAAUCCCAGCGUCCAUCUCACCCGCACCGCGGUAAAAGAAAAAGCGCACCCCCUCGCCUCGAAACCUUAUCCACUCGUUUCCCUUCCCUCUCCCCCGCUUUAUAAUCCCACCACCUUUACCGAGCACGAGCCAUCCAAUCCAGUCGCAAAUCACAUCGAACCCGAAGGAAACGACCCCUCUCUCGCUCGAGUGCAAAUGGCAGUGGCAUCCGGGAUGGCCUUCUCCGUCCGCCCGCCGGCGCCAGCCGCCCGGCCCUGCGCCGCCUCCGCGGCCGCUGGUGGGGCGAGGAUGCGCGCCGACGGGCCGGGCGGCGGCGGCGGCAACGGCAAGUGGUGGGCGCCGCUGCUGGGGUGGUCCGAGCAGCCGGACUACAUCGACGCGCAGCCCACCGCCGCGGCGGAGGAGCAGCAGCGGCGGGGGGCGCCGCGGAGGUUCGGCGUCCUGACGGAGGACAAGGCGCGGCAGCUGCGGAUGCGGAUGAUAGAGACGGAGAGCUUCCACGACGCCAUGUACCACUCCGCCAUCGCCUCCCGCCUCGCCUCCGCCGCGCCCGACAAACACUAGCCUCAAGCCCGCCGCCGCGCCGCGCCGACAAGAAGCAAUCGCUGUGUAUAUAUGCUUCCAUGUUUUUUCCUUCUUCUUUUCUCCCCCGUGUUUAAUUUCUGUAGAAUAAAUUACGUGGUGAUGUUGUUGUUGGGAGGAGAUGUAGAGAUUAGAGGAGGGGACGAAGUAUUACUAUGGGCACCUUCCGCCUCGACCCACUGCGACGAGCCUCCCAAACCUGGUGCAGCUGAGCUGAUUAGGGGUAGUGGUGUACCAGUGAUUCUUGCGCCGAAAUGUUGUGGAGAGAAACCUGCAUGUAUGAUGUUUCGGUUUGUUCUUUGUUCAAUGUUGUUGCAAGACUUCAGAGUA
Messenger RNA from Phragmites australis (common reed), 965 nucleotides. RefSeq lists its product as uncharacterized. The transcript has a single exon. Lineage: Eukaryota; Viridiplantae; Streptophyta; Magnoliopsida; Poales; Poaceae. The coding region runs from base 249 to 617 and encodes 122 amino acids. The record is from RefSeq and is a predicted model, not a curated record.